GCCGUCGGACUUAACGACGUCACGCAACCUGGCGGCUCCGUUGAAGUGUCAAGUGUUGUUGUGACCAGUUCACCUGAUGAACAGGAAACUCAACCUGAGCGCAGGUGUUCCCUCGUUUAGCUGCAACAGAGUAGUCGAUCGGCAGGUAGUAGCGCGUGCGACGUUAAUGAGUGGGAGAUAGGACGCGAACCCAUGAGGGACUUCUCGGUGUGGGCCAGUAAACAAGUAGAGACAUAUCCCACGUCUAAAGUUUCACAUGAACCUGUCGUAAAAAAACAAACAACAACAACGAAGGUAAUUUAACUAAGGACAGAUGACCUUUGUUGUUGUUUUGACACAAUUGUGUCAAAACGGACCGGAGUCGCAGGAGAAGUGCCUGGACGUUAUUCUGUUUCAAUGUAACACCCCGGAUGUGUUGCUGCUGCGGAGCAGCGGAUUGGCCUCUUUGUUGUGUGGUCUGAGAGCUUCACGUGACCACUGUGAUGGCUUUGUGUUGCACACAGCCCAGCAGAGGCCUACUGGCACUGUUAGUUUAGGACCAGUUUAAUCGGCCUGAACAGACGGACGGACGGACGAAGGAAAUCAGGCCAAUGCAGUUGUAUUAUUUAUUUUUUAACCAUCAAGUACUUGAAUCAUUGUAUGAAUUCCGGGUGUACAGGCUGCAUUCAGGCGGUCACCCUUAAUGUGACCGAGGGGAACACCACCUGCAUCAAGGCUGAUCUCUCCGCAACCUUCUCCAUCACAUACAACACCUCCAGCAGCACAAGAACGGUGCAGGUCCCUCUUCCCAACUCCACCGUGGUCGACGCAGGUCGCAAAUCAUGCGGCACAGACGGUAGCUCGCCAUGGCUGGUGGCGGUGUUUGGAUCAGGCCACGCGCUGGGGCUGAGCUUCUUAACCAACGGCAUCCUGUACAGUGUUGCUAACCUGACGCUGCAGUACAACCUCAGCGACGCCUCCAUCUUCCCGGAGGCUAACAGAUCCGGCGUGGUCAUUGUGGUUUUGCCUUCAGUUGGGAUCUCGGCGACAAUCAACACCACCUACCGCUGCAUGAGCCCCUCCACUUUUGGAGUUGGCGGAGCAGCUGUCACCUUCUCCGAUAUGAGGCUUGAGGCGUACAUGCCAGGAAACGACCUGAGUCCGACAGAAAGCGUAUGCACGGCAGAUCAGACCAGCACUACGGCUCCACCUACCACUGCCGGCACGACGACCACCGCAGCUCCAGCGCCGCCCCCGCCAGGAACACCCGAGCGGGGAACCUACUCGGUAAACAACCUCAACGGCACUGUGUGCCUCCUGGCCCAGAUGGGACUGCAGCUCAACGUCUCCUAUUUCUCUCUAUCGCAGAACAAGACCAUCCAAGAAUUAGUCAACCUGACUCCCAAUCUGACGCGUUCAUCCGGAUCAUGUGAAGCCAGCAGCGCUUCUUUGGUUUUGGCACAGGAGGGAAGCAGCACGCUCAACUUCACCUUCACUCUGAACUCCACGAGCAACAAGUACCACCUGAGUGGGAUAACUCUGCUUGCUAAUUUGUCAGAUGCAACUGCGCCCUUCUCAGCCAGCAACACUAGUCUGGACUACCUACGGAGUACGUUGGGCCACUCCUACAUGUGCAACGCAGAGCAAACUCUGGUUGUCGCGACAACCUUCUCUCUCAACACAUUCAGACUGCAGGUCCAACCCUUUGAAGUCACCACCAACCAGUUUGCUACAGCGGAGGAGUGUCAGGUGGACCAAGACCAGAUGCUCAUCCCCAUCAUUGUCGGAGCAGCUCUCGCCGGCCUGGUGCUGAUCGUCCUCAUUGCAUAUCUGAUCGGCAGGAGGAGGAGCCAUGCUGGAUACCAGACCAUCUGAACAUGAGCCAGGGUGUGCGAGCAAGUAGUAGACUGUGGAGGCGUGAGUGAGUGGAAGCAGUUUACUCUGUGGCAAGUGCAUGUUUUUGCAUAUCCUCUUUGACCUCUGGAUAUUUUUUAUUUUCCUUUCACUUUCUCUGUGAUGAGAAGCCAAAGACCUGCUAGCUUCAGAUGGUUUGCAUCUUGAUGAAGCCCGAGAGGACAGAGUCUUUACACAAUCAAGGGCGGAGGCAGUUGGAAGUUUCUGUAGCAAGUUCACCGCCAGCUGUCGACUCUUGUCCCAUUAUGUUCUCGGAAUUGGUUGAAUUUGCUUGAACUGCUGUUUUCAGCCAUGUCAUUAUUUAUUUAAUAUGCAAUUAACGAGGCAGGAGGAAGGUCAAAUGAGCUGUAGGACAAAUGUAUUUUUCUAAGUUGUUGUGGUUUGUGUGCGCAAGUAAAAACAUUUCAAACAUG
Molecule: messenger RNA, 2306 nt
Organism: Cyclopterus lumpus (lumpfish)
Lineage: Eukaryota; Metazoa; Chordata; Actinopteri; Perciformes; Cyclopteridae
Gene: lamp1a
Product: lysosomal associated membrane protein 1a
Exons: 9
Coding region: 640-1854 (404 amino acids)
Cellular component (GO): membrane
Source: RefSeq, a predicted model, not a curated record